Zychaea mexicana is the source of this 822-nucleotide messenger RNA. RefSeq names its product hepatocellular carcinoma-associated antigen 59-domain-containing protein. The record is from RefSeq and is a predicted model, not a curated record. Gene Ontology annotation, biological process: mRNA splicing, via spliceosome. The transcript is spliced from 6 exons. NCBI's taxonomy places the organism in Eukaryota, Fungi, Mucoromycota, Mucoromycetes, Mucorales, Lichtheimiaceae. Gene Ontology annotation, cellular component: spliceosomal complex. Bases 1 to 822 code for a protein of 273 amino acids.
AUGCCGAUCCAACGCAAGCAACGCAAUUAUAGGAAAAAGAAACCGGAAUCCGACGACGAAGAAGAACAACGUCGAGAGGAUUCCGUUAGUGGAAGUGAAGACGUGAGUGAAACGAUUGAAGAUUUGCAGGAGCUACGACGGCUACGGCGUAAACAUGGUGGCAUUGAUGUCGACAAACUAUCCAAAGGUGAUAAAAAGAAAAAGAAAAAAGAACCAGCAAAAGAGCCGUCUGAUCCUUGGAAGCUGUUAACUGGAGGCCUGGUUGACAAGGACGCUGUCCGCAAAGGUGCAAGACCCGAUGAUGAAGAAGGGACAGAGAAAAAGUUAAAGCUUGACACAUUCACUACACAAACCAAUGCGCUGGACGUUGAUAAACACAUGAUGGCAUAUAUUGAAGAGGAGAUGCGGAGACGACGUGGAGAAGCAGCAUCAAAGGAGGAAGACGAGGAAGACGAGCAGCAACAAAAGGAUGGUCUUGUGGACAUCUAUGAAGAACUAUAUAUGCUUCCCGAACGGUUACGAGUGCAAUCAAAGCAUGUGGAAGAGGGCAGCGUACAAUUAUCGACACAAAUGUUAACUGCUAUCCCUGAAGUGGAUCUUGGCAUUGAUGUCCGACUAAAGAAUAUCGAAGAGACAGAGCGUGCUAAGCGGAAGUAUUUGGAUGAACACCGAGAGGAAGCCGGCAAGAGUUCAAGAGAUGAAGUACCAGCCAACUUUGAAAAACAGUUGCGCAAGUCAGAUCAUAGACCUCGUACGGACAGGCGACAAAUUGCUACAGACGAAAUUGUUGCAGAAAGAUUCAAGAAGAGGAUGCGUAAAUAA